AUGGAGAAGCCUGGAACUAUUAUGGCUCGGGAGAAAUUACUUCAACUAGAGCCUGGUGCUCUCACCCCCAAUCAUCUCGACCUCAGCCUUAUCGCUUCCAUGGCUGGAAAUGUCACCCUCCCCUCCGAGUCCAGCGUCAUCCACGUCGACGGAAAAGGCCUCGAAGAAGUUCAGCAGGCGUUACAAGUCUGCACCGAACUUGGGAUUGCCGGAGAUGCAAUUAGCAAGACCAGCUUUCCCCUGCCCAUCCUCCGACCCGUGUUGGACGAAGCCAGGCGUCAAGUUCAUGAAGGUCAGGGGUUCGCCAUUAUCAGGGGCAUCGGCCUUUCUGACUCGGCCCAGGAUAACACGAACAUGUUCCUGGGCUUGGCGAGCUACAUCGGAGAUGUGAGAGGUAUUCAGGACAAGCAAGGUUCCAUGCUCACUCAUGUGACGGCUUCCAAAACCUGGACUGUUCCUCCUGAACUCCGGCACGGUAUCCACACCAGCACCGGCUUGGCCUGGCACAACGAUAUGGGCGCCGAUACGAUUGCGCUCCACAUUCGAUCUUUGGCCGAGGAGGGUGGUAACACCUUCGUAGCUUCUUCAUGGACCAUAUACAAGGAGCUUGUGACGUCAUUCCCUCAAGUCCUUAAACUUCUGUGUGAGCCAUGCUGGCCCCUUCAAGUUUCUGGAAAUCCCCCAAAACACAUCGUCGCACCCUUGGUUCAAGUUCACAACAACAGGGUCUAUCUCAGCGUCGAUCCGGGCCGUCUUGGUCUCCAUCCCGUCACCGCUAAAGCCGGCCUGGGCUCUUCCGUUCCGAGCCUCACCACUUCGCAUCUCCAAGCCCUUGAGACCCUCUCUGAGCUGGCAACCAAACACCGGCUAAUGCUCGAUACUAAGCCCGGUGAUAUGCUUUUCAUCAACAACUGGGCCCUUAUACACGCCAGGGAUUCGUACAAGGAUCCAAAAGACGGCCCCGGUCGUCACCUUGUCAGACUCUGGCUUAGGGACUUCGAGUUCGGUUGGGAUGUCCCAGAGUCCAUGAGAGUGCCCUGGGAGGCUGCUUUUGGCUCUACUGGUGACGAAUAUCCGACCGGGAUUACCCACAGAAAAUAUCCGCUUGUGCCAUCCCACGACUACAAGCCACCAAAGUACACGGCUGGCUCGGCAGCAUUUGUCCUGGACGAUUCCGAUGACGUGAAUGGCGAGGGGACCGAGCCAUCGACAUCAACUUGA
Sordaria macrospora k-hell is the source of this 1221-nucleotide messenger RNA. RefSeq lists its product as uncharacterized. Gene Ontology annotation, molecular function: oxidoreductase activity. The record is from RefSeq and is a predicted model, not a curated record. NCBI's taxonomy places the organism in Eukaryota, Fungi, Ascomycota, Sordariomycetes, Sordariales, Sordariaceae.